Cyanistes caeruleus (blue tit) is the source of this 868-nucleotide messenger RNA. The record is from RefSeq and is a predicted model, not a curated record. Lineage: Eukaryota; Metazoa; Chordata; Aves; Passeriformes; Paridae.
AUGACCCUGAAAGCAUUCAUCCUGGAGAAGGAGCUUGUGGCAGCAGCAGCAGCAGCAAACUACAGAAACUGCAGUGCCAGCAGUUUCUCCUUUAAAACCAGUUCCAACCUCACGAAUUCCACAUCAUCUGGGAGCAGCCCUGCUGCUGGGAGCUCUCCUGCUGCUGCAAAUCCUCCUGCAUUUGGGACAGCAUCCUCUCCUAGCGCACACCAAUCCGUCGGCUUUGGCAGCCCGGCCGCUCCAUCCGCAGCCUCCUUCUCCUUUAAAACAGCUGCCACAGCUGCUGGCUUUGGGACUUCUGGCUUUUCAGGCUUUGGCAGCGCUUCUGCUGUGAACUCUGCAAGCACCACUCCACUCCCAGCCUUUGGAGCCUUCAGUGCCACCGUAGCCACUUCUGCCUCGCCUUUGAGCGGUGCUUUAUUUGGACAGAGCGCCAGUGCCUCUGGACAUGCUGUCACCUCAGCCUCUGCUGCAGCCAGCAGCUCCAGCCCUGCCUCUGAGAAGUUAUUCACACCCAAGAGCGAGUUAUCAGCUGAAGAGUGGCAACAGUUUGAAGCAAAGGAAUUCAUAAUUGGAAAGAAUUGCUUUCCUCUUAAGCCACCACCAUUAGAACUUUUAAAUGCUUUCAACCUUUUAAGUUUUUUCUGAAAUGUUGUUAAUUUUUAUUUCCUUUCUCAAUUCUCUUCUGCAGAAAUAAAUGUGCAAGUAUAAACUUUUGAAUGUUAAUUUGGGACAGACUUUUUACAUCUGAGAGAUGAACUGUUGAAACUAAAAUGGAACAUUUCCUUCUGUAUGCUGUCCUGUGAACUUCUGUGCAAAGACUGUGUGAAAAAUACAGUGUCAAAAGAAAGAAUGUUUCAGUAAGGUA